GGCUCCGUGAAGAGGCCCUCGGUGCGUCCCGGCUGGUGCGGCUCUGCCUCCCUCGCGACGCCGUUGCUGCCCUCGAAGCCUCCGGACGCCCCCGCCGCUGCCGCCUGGCCCACCCGGACCGGACAAUGGCUGACCAGCUGACUGAAGAGCAGAUUGCAGAGUUCAAGGAGGCCUUCUCCCUCUUCGACAAGGACGGCGAUGGGACCAUCACCACCAAGGAGCUUGGCACCGUGAUGAGGUCCCUGGGGCAGAACCCCACCGAGGCCGAACUGCAGGACAUGAUUAACGAGGUGGAUGCGGACGGGAACGGCACUAUCGACUUCCCCGAGUUCCUCACCAUGAUGGCGAGGAAGAUGAAGGACACCGACAGCGAGGAGGAGAUCCGGGAGGCCUUCAGAGUGUUUGACAAGGAUGGGAACGGCUACAUCAGCGCCGCCGAGUUGCGCCACGUGAUGACGAACCUUGGCGAGAAGCUGACGGACGAAGAAGUGGACGAAAUGAUACGGGAAGCCGACAUUGACGGAGACGGGCAGGUCAACUACGAAGAGUUCGUGCAGAUGAUGACGGCAAAAUGAAGCCCGCAGACCGAGUGGCUGGCAAGGCCCGUUUCUCCUUCGAUAACUUUUCUCCCACACACUCUCUCUACUUAAGUAACCUGGUUCUCUACGCAAACAAAUCGGCUGUGGAAUAAAUCUGACCAAGCAAUUAAAAAGUGAA
Messenger RNA from Protobothrops mucrosquamatus (brown spotted pit viper), 717 nucleotides. RefSeq names its product calmodulin 3 (gene CALM3). The record is from RefSeq and is a predicted model, not a curated record. The coding region runs from base 126 to 575 and encodes 149 amino acids. Lineage: Eukaryota; Metazoa; Chordata; Lepidosauria; Squamata; Viperidae. Gene Ontology annotation, molecular function: calcium ion binding. The transcript has 6 exons.